This is a messenger RNA of Vespa velutina, 3557 nucleotides long. RefSeq names its product RNA pseudouridylate synthase domain-containing protein 2-like. The record is from RefSeq and is a predicted model, not a curated record. Bases 709 to 2310 code for a protein of 533 amino acids. Gene Ontology annotation, molecular function: RNA binding; pseudouridine synthase activity. The transcript is spliced from 9 exons. Gene Ontology annotation, biological process: pseudouridine synthesis. Lineage: Eukaryota; Metazoa; Arthropoda; Insecta; Hymenoptera; Vespidae.
UGGAAGUUCGCGCUCGCGCGCGCGGCCAUGUGCUCGAGCAUAGACGCUCGAUCGUCGAUCAGUCGUCGCCGCGCGUUCGCGGGGAGUCCAUCGUGAGAGUCUGUAAUUUCGUCGUCUUCGGACAAGUUCGUUCUCUUUCGAGCAUAUACGAUCUUCGUAUCUUCUUAGGCUUCUUCAUACGAAUAAACAAAUCGAAAUAGAAGAUAAGAAGUAAGAUAAGAAGAUAAAAAAAAAAAGAAGAAAGAAGGAAGAAAGAAGGAAGAAAUUAGAAAGGAAAAAAAGAGAGAAGAGAAAGGAAAAAGGAAAGAAAGAAAGAAAGAGAGAGAGAGAGAGAGAGAGAGAGAGAGAGAGAGAGAGAGAAAGAACAAAGAAAAAGAAAAGAACAUUUUGAAAGAAAAAUUGAGUUAUAUCUAUUUCGUGUUUAGAGCUUGCAGGAUGACGAGGAUCAAGAACGAUCCUUUUAAUAUUAUCGUGGUACGACGCGUUCUGUGACGUUUCAUGUCCCAGUACAAAGUUAUGAUCAAGGAGAUCAAAGAUAUAAGAUAAGAGAUCAUCAAACACAUAUACCUACAUUUUUUAUAUCGUCGACGGAAAAUGCCAAGGAUCGCACGGGAUACUAUAAUCGUCCUUUGGUGGAUCCGGCGAUCCAUCCUGGCAUAUUGCAUCAGAAAUCUGACACGACCCUUGAAAGUCUUCUGAAGAAACAGGAUGCACCAUACGGCGCCGUGGUAUUUACCUUGGGGCCUAAAGCUGGUGCCACUACCGAUACCGCCAGGACAUCCGGCAUCCGGUCUACCAAAUCCCGGAUUGCAUCUAUUGGCACCCUUACCGGGCAUUUAUGCUCCGGAACCACGAAAGAUCGAUUUGAAGCCCCUUCGCGAAACAACGAUACCACUGCCCGCCUCUAAGGUUACGGAAAAACGCAAAGCCGAGGAGGCCGAUGCCAGUAAGGACUUGAAAAAGGCGAAAUUGGAAACGAAAGCAUUGAAAGCAAAGAGGCCAGGAUUCACAGACGAGCGUUACAAUGAGACCAGCUAUUACGUGGAAAACGGGCUUCGAAAGGUAUAUCCCUAUUACUUCACAUUUACAACGUUCACGAAAGGCCGAUGGGUCGGCGAGAAGAUCCUGGAGGUCUUUGCGAGAGAAUUCCGUGCCCAUCCUGCGGAGGAAUAUGAGAGAUGUAUACGUGCUGGUACGCUCACCGUCAAUUAUCAAAGGGUGGACGUCGAUUAUAGAUUGCGACACAAUGACCUUCUGGCUAACGUCGUUCAUAGACACGAGGUGCCUGUCACCUCGGAGCCGAUCACGGUGAUACACAUGGACGAGGACGUCGUCGUGGUCAACAAGCCCGCCUCCAUCCCUGUACAUCCGUGCGGACGUUAUCGACACAAUACGGUCGUCUUCAUUUUGGCAAAGGAAUACAACUUGAAGAAUCUUAGGACUAUCCAUAGGCUGGAUAGAUUGACCAGUGGAAUAUUACUUUUUGGUAGGACACCGAAAAAAGCAAGACAAAUGGAACAUCAGAUAAGAAAUAGACAGGUGCACAAACAAUACGUGUGCCGGGUCGAUGGUGAAUUUCCGGAGGAAGAAGUGGUCUGUUCAGAACCGAUCGAGGUCGUUUCCUACAAGAUAGGUGUUUGCAAGGUAUCCGAAAAGGGUAAGGACUGCGUCACACGUUUCAAACGUUUGAGUUACAAUGGAAAAUCUUCAGUGGUACUUUGCAAACCACAAACUGGUCGUAUGCAUCAAAUACGAGUUCACCUACAAUAUCUCGGUUAUCCUGUGGUGAAUGAUCCUCUUUACAAUCACGUGGUCUUUGGUCCUCACAAGGGAAAGGGCGGUAACAUCGGUAAAACAGACGAGGAAUUGGUCAGAGAUCUCAUUAGUAUUCACAAUGCUGAGAAUUGGCUUGGCAUGGAUGGGGACUCUGAGAUGAGUCUCUUCAAGCCGAAACUCGACAUGGAGGAACGCGAUUUGGCUGGCAACGAUAAGAACGUUAAUUCCUCGCCGGAGGAAGCAUCUUCGACGGCUACAUUGUCCGAGGAGGAACAACGGCCCCAGCAAGAACUUAAGUCUCUCAAAGUGACAGUUGGAACGCAAACGGGUUCAGAGCCACCCGAUCAAAGCUUCGCUAACGAUAAGGUCACCGUCGAUCCACACUGCUACGAGUGCAAAGUCAAAUACAGAGAUCCAAAACCAUCGGAUUUAGUGAUGUACCUUCACGCGUGGCGUUACUGCGGACCAGGCUGGGAAUACGAGACACCACUUCCUGCGUGGGCAGCCAGCGAUUGGACGGCCGAUGAUCGAUAGUUUACGAAGAAAUUGGGAAAUGCGUGUAAUGCGAUAUAUCGACCAAUAAUUCCCGAUGAACGAUCAUCGCGAACGAUCAUCGUGACCGACCCUUCAACAAUUUUUUUGAUAUCCUUACCCCGUGCCUUCCAUCCGCGAACGAGCGAUCGUGACCAUCGUACGUGACUUUGUCCGGAAAGUAACGAGACUUUGCAAUAUUCAAAUAACGUUUUCAUAUUCACUCCUCGACGGUUCAAGAAUUAAAAAUAAAAAAGAAAAAAAAAAAAAAAAAAAAAAAAAAAAAGAUAAAAAGGAAAAUAAAAAAAAAAGAAAAAAGAAAGAGAGGAAUAAUAAUAAUAAUAAUAAAAAAAUAAUAACAUAAAUAAUAAUAAUAAUAAUAAUAAUAAUAAUAAUAAUAAUAAAAGAAAAGCUACGAAGAAAGGAUCAAAAAAAAUAUUAAAUACCUUCGCGCUUUUUUUUUUGUUUUGUUUUUCUCUUCGCGAAUAGCUUAGCUCCAAAACUUUCAAAUAUGUAAUAAAACACAUUUUUUACUUAACGCUUGUACCUUAAUAGAAAAUUCUAUGCAAACGAAGAAGAAAAAGAGAGAGAGAGAGAGAGAGAAAGAGAGAAACAAAUAAACAAAAAUACAAAAACGAAUGACGGCAAAAAAUUUGAACGGUGCACUUUGCUUGUCAUAAAGAAAGAAAAAGAAAGAAAAAAAUAAUAAUAAAAUAAAAAGAUAAAAAGAAAUUCAUGAUCAAAGUAAUAUAUGUGACAAUCGACUGUUGAACCGUCGAGAAAUGAUAGUUAGGGUUGUAAUUUAAAAAAAAAGAAAAAAAAAAAAAAGACGUAUUUAUCACACGUUUACGUAAAAGAACAUGGUCUCGUUAUUUUCUGAAUAAUUUUUGGUACAUAAAAAAUCACCCCCUUUAACGCGUUGUGUAAACACUCGUGCUCGAGCGAAAGAAAGAGAGAGAGAGAGAGAGAGAACGAGAGAGAGAGAGAGAGAGAGAGAGAGAGAGAGAGAGAGGGAGAGGGGGGGAGGGAGGGAGGGAAAGAGGAAGAAUGAUACCUGAACGUAUAUGGUCAAGAUUCAAAUCGUGGAUCGUAUUACAAAAACGAGAUGAAAAAAAAAAAAAGAUAAUUAUCGCAAAACACAUAAAAAUCAAACACAUAUUUCAUUAUAAAUUUCAACAUCUAACGCACAAUUAUUAUUAGUCGGUUUUUUUUCUUCUUCUUUUUUUUUUUUUUUUUUUUUUUCAAUAAUA